AUGUCUGUUAACGAGUAUGAAGCACAAAGGCUAUCAAAUAUUGAGGCUAACAAGCAAGUUCUGCGUGAACUUGGUCUCGAAAGGCCUCCGCCAAUUUUUAUAGCCAAAAGAAAAAAAGCCACAAGCGACAAAAGAAAAGUAUCACGUCGAUUUAACGAAAACCAAAACAAUGCUGCAUCCAGUAGCAGUAGUGACUCUAAUGGCAGAUUGAGAAGGUCAGGACGUCUCUCUGAAAAG
Molecule: messenger RNA, 237 nt
Organism: Racocetra persica
Lineage: Eukaryota; Fungi; Glomeromycota; Glomeromycetes; Diversisporales; Gigasporaceae
Source: the annotation of a GenBank genome assembly